CCCUCCCACCCCACUAAAAAACUCUCAUCAUCACUCCAUUCUUCACUUUCUUCAUUUCUCCCACUACACUUCACAUCUCUUUCUGUUCCUCCACAACACACAGGCCAUGGCAACAGAGAGCAAACGGAGCGGGCAUAUUCCGGCGUUCGGCGAGUGGGACAAGGCGGAUGGGCUCCCCAUCACCCAGUACUUCGAGUGCGCCAGGCAGGCAGGCCUCAUCCGCUACUCCGCCGAAUACGACCCCUACAUAACCGCCGCCGGGGAGGACCUCUACGCCGUCAAAAAUUUCCACCAACCACCGCCGCCGCGUCGCUCCGCCGCUUAUACUACUACUGUUCCUAUCAGAAAGGGGAAGGGGGGAGGCAAGAGUUGUCCCCAAUAUGCAAAGGGGCAGAAAAGGCCGGUUGGUGUUGAACCGGGGAAAACCCGGUCCGGUUCACAGAAGCAGUUCCAAGAACAAGUUAGUAUGAAAUCGAGAAGGGAUGUCACGUUUCAACAACGCCCUAAACCGGUAGAUGAGGAUCUCUACAAGAUCCCCCCGGAGCUCCUUCACCAAGGCAACCGGUGUAGAAGAAAGUGUUUGGAUUCUUUUCGAGAUGCCUUGCUCCUCCUUGUAUUGCAUGAAUGUUGUUGUAUGGGAAUUUCAGGAUGAGGGAAUGAGAACAAAAUUAGAACAAGAAAGGAGAUGAUCUCAUUAGUCACUUUACUCCACUUGAGCAAUGCCAUAUGCUAUUCUAUUAUAUUCUUACUUGUAUAUAUUAACCACACAAGUAAUAAAACAAAGUAUCUUAUAUUUUGAAUAGAA
Ipomoea triloba (trilobed morning glory) is the source of this 805-nucleotide messenger RNA. RefSeq lists its product as uncharacterized. The record is from RefSeq and is a predicted model, not a curated record. NCBI's taxonomy places the organism in Eukaryota, Viridiplantae, Streptophyta, Magnoliopsida, Solanales, Convolvulaceae. Bases 107 to 652 code for a protein of 181 amino acids. The transcript is spliced from 4 exons.